Molecule: messenger RNA, 1328 nt
Organism: Hemicordylus capensis (graceful crag lizard)
Lineage: Eukaryota; Metazoa; Chordata; Lepidosauria; Squamata; Cordylidae
Gene: MMADHC
Product: metabolism of cobalamin associated D
Exons: 7
Coding region: 216-1118 (300 amino acids)
Biological process (GO): cobalamin metabolic process
Cellular component (GO): mitochondrion
Source: RefSeq, a predicted model, not a curated record
UGCGGGGUGGGGGGGGGGGGAGAUCGAGCGAGCGAGCGAGGCUCGAUUGCUCUGGCGGGCGGGGCGCCGUUUGGCCGGAAGGAGCCGAGGCCGCCUCCCCGCCCCCGUCACCCCGCCGCGGGACUCCGCUCGCGCACGCGCAGCUGCCGGACGCCGCUCGCUCGCCCGCGCCGUGGAGGAGGGAGCCGCUGCGCCCCCCCCCCGCCGGGCAGCCCAUGGACAUGGCCGGGGUGCUCGGCGCCCGGGCUCGGCUGGUGACCGCCCUGCCAGGCUUCCAGGCCCUGGCCCGGAGGGUGGGCCUCCCCAGAGCCUUUUCCACCGCAGGGUCCUCGGGCUCCGACGAGCCUCUUGUUGCGGCUGCGCCUGCCUCUCCGGACCUCUGUCCAAGGACGGUUUGGCCCGAUGAAGUGAUGGGGCCUUUUGGAGCCCAGGACCAGAGAUUCCAGCUGCCGGGUAACAUCGGCUUUGACUGCCACCUGAAUGGUACGGCGUCCCAAAAGACAGGAGACGCUCAGAAAAGGUUGCCCGACAUAUUAGUGGAGCCCUUGGCCAGCGAAAGGCAUGAAUUUGUGAUGGCUCAGUAUGUCAGUGAGUUCCAGAGCACUGAUGUUCCUCAUAAGCAAGAAGUUAGUGAUGCCAAAACUUACUUUGACGCUGCCAAGGUGGAAUGUGCAAUACAGCCAUGCCCAGAGCUGUUACGCAAAGAUUUUGAAUCUAUCUUUCCAGAAAUGACUACCAAUAAUCUAACGGUACUAACAGUAACACAGAAAACCAAACAUGAUAUGACUGCAUGGAGUGAAGAGGUAGAAAAUGAGCGAGAGUUUCUGAUUGAAAAUUUCAUCAAUGGUGCAAAGGAAAUUUGCUACGCUUUGGGUGCUGAAGGCUAUUGGGCUGAUUUCAUUGACCCAACGUCAGGAUUGGCAUUUUUUGGCCCCUACACAAACAAUACCCUUUUUGAAACAGACGAACGCUAUCGCCACUUGGGGUUCUCCGUGGAGGACCUUGGCUGCUGUAAAGUCAUCCAUCAUCGUCUCUGGGGAGCACAUGUGGUGGUCGGGAGCAUCUUCACCAAUGCGGAGCCUGACAGCCCCAUCAUGAAGAAACUGUGUGGGAAUUAACCACACCUCCCUUCUCUCUCAAGAGUUGGUCAAUAAACACUUUGGGGACAUAGCCGGUGUUAAAUUACACUAAUUUAUGGAUUGGUUAUUUUUGUCUUUAUGGACUGUGUAAUCUCUACAUGAUUUAGAAUGAUUUAAUCCAGUGUAAAUUAAUUUGCAAAAGAUCUUGUAAAUUGCAGAUAUGGCUGUUUGAUACAGGUUCUAAAUCCA